AUGGUAAUGCAGUGGUGUGAAGAUCUGCGCCCUGGUGCAUUUGUCAAUUAUUACAAGAAGCAUUUCGCGCGUCGUGACCAGGCUUCUCCUGCUGGUGGCUGCUUCAUGGAUGCGUUUCGCGCGGCGCUUUAUCACCUUGGUGACCCAGGUCUUGCAUCCACGGCUACUGAACUAUGGGUGAACUUCGAGCGUGAACAUCCAGGCACUGUCGACGGAGUUUCUCGUGCGGAAGCUACGUAG
Messenger RNA from Phytophthora nicotianae INRA-310, 240 nucleotides. RefSeq lists its product as hypothetical. The transcript has a single exon. The coding region runs from base 1 to 240 and encodes 79 amino acids. NCBI's taxonomy places the organism in Eukaryota, Oomycota, Peronosporomycetes, Peronosporales, Peronosporaceae. The record is from RefSeq and is a predicted model, not a curated record.